Messenger RNA from Capronia coronata CBS 617.96, 1638 nucleotides. Its product is annotated as GMP synthase. Gene Ontology annotation, molecular function: GMP synthase activity; ATP binding; GMP synthase (glutamine-hydrolyzing) activity. Gene Ontology annotation, biological process: GMP biosynthetic process. The coding region runs from base 1 to 1638 and encodes 545 amino acids. The record is from RefSeq and is a predicted model, not a curated record. Gene Ontology annotation, cellular component: cytosol. The transcript has 2 exons. NCBI's taxonomy places the organism in Eukaryota, Fungi, Ascomycota, Eurotiomycetes, Chaetothyriales, Herpotrichiellaceae.
AUGGCUGUCAAUGGCGAGGUCGAAGGGCCUUCGGUCAAUGUACCGGCAGAGACCUUCGAUACCAUCCUGGUUCUCGACUUUGGCUCGCAAUACUCACAUCUCAUUACACGACGAUUGCGUGAACUGAAUGUCUACUCCGAGAUGCUCCCAUGCACACAAAAGAUAGCGGACCUACACUUCCAGCCAAAGGGUAUCAUCCUAUCAGGCAGUCCUUACUCGGUCUACGAGGAGGGCGCACCGCACGUGGAUCCGGCCGCCUUCGAACUCGGUGUUCCGAUCCUGGGUAUAUGCUAUGGACUACAAGAGUUGGCUUGGCAUUUCGGCAAGAACGUUUCUGCAGGCGACAAGAAGGAGUAUGGUCAUGCCUAUUUGCAGAUCGAGCGACAUGCGGGCAAGGAGGAGCAUAUCGACCGUCUCUUCGAUGCCAUUGAGGACGACAUCGAAGUAUGGAUGAGUCACGGUGACAAACUAUCGAAGCUGCCGGAUGGAUUCCGUCCCAUCGCAAGUACCGCAAAUGCGCCUUUCGCAGGUAUUGCCAGCACGGAGAAGCCGUACUUUGGCAUUCAAUUCCACCCUGAGGUGACGCAUACACCAUGUGGUACCAAACUCCUCGAAAACUUUGCAGUCAAAAUAUGCAAAGCCCGACAAGAUUGGACCAUGGAUAAGUUCGUGGACAAAGAAAUCGAGCGCAUUCGGGCCCUGGUUGGUCCGAAGGGACAAGUCAUAGGUGCCGUGAGCGGAGGAGUCGACUCGACGGUUGCCGCCAAACUGAUGCAAGAAGCUAUCGGAGAUCGAUUUCAUGCCGUGCUUGUCGACAACGGUGUCCUUCGUCUGAACGAAGCUCAGACAGUCAAAGAGACGCUGACAAAACACCUUGGAAUUAACCUCACCGUCAUUGACGCAUCUGACCUGUUCCUUGGAAAGCUCAAAGGAGUCACGGACCCGGAAACGAAGCGAAAAAUCAUCGGCAACACUUUCAUCGAGGUGUUCCAGGACAAGGCCAAAGCAAUUGCGGAGGCCGCAGCAAACUCACCCAGAGCCGGAGAGAUCGAAUGGCUGCUCCAAGGCACUCUGUACCCUGAUGUGAUUGAGAGCAUCUCGUUCAAAGGCCCGUCUGCCACCAUCAAGACUCACCACAAUGUUGGUGGUCUUCUGAAAGAUAUGCACCUCAAGCUCAUUGAACCCCUCCGGGAACUAUUCAAGGAUGAAGUCAGAGUACUGGGGACUAAUCUGGGAAUUCCCGAGGACUUGGUCUGGCGACAUCCCUUCCCUGGCCCAGGUCUCGCCAUCCGCAUUCUUGGAGAAGUGAACGAAUCACAGCUCAAGAUUGCACGGCAUGCCGACAAGAUCUUCAUCGAUGAGAUUGUGGCCAGCGGCCUGUAUAGAAAAAUCUCACAGGCCUUCGCCGCGCUCCUGCCCGUCAAGGCAGUUGGGGUCAUGGGCGACAAGAGAGUACAUGCGCAGGUGAUCGCCUUGCGAGCUGUCGAGACGUCGGACUUCAUGACUGCCGACUGGUUUCCCUUCGAUGGCGAGUUCCUGAAGCGAGUGAGCAGGAGAAUAGUCAAUGAGGUCGACGGGGUCUGUCGAGUGCUUUACGACGUUACUAGCAAACCUCCAGGGACGAUUGAGAUGGAAUAG